ACACAGCCAUGGAUCUGAACGGUCUUCUCUUCAUCUGCAGCUUCAUCAGACUCUCAGGUGCGCAGGACAUCAUUACGGUCAGGAAGGUAUCUGUUCGGAGAGGACAGUCUGUCAUAAUUCCUUAUUUAUAUCAUCAGAAAUAUGCAUUUUCAUGCAAAUACUUGAGCGUUUGGCAAUCAAGUGAUUAUGUGGCGCUCUCAGACCAGAGUUGCCAUUGCAAAUCAGUGUUGAUCUCAGAUGACACGAAAGGUCACAUCUUCACCGUCCGCAUGGAUAACGUCCAGGAGUCUGGCUAUUACUGGUGUGCCAUUCAUAUUCCUUCAGCUUUUGAUAAACGGGCAGGGUUUUUCUUGGACGUCACAGCAGACUCUCCGAGACUUCACGUGAACUCUCAGAAUGUGACGGGAUCUGAGAAUGGCAGCGUAACCAUCAGCUGCUACCAUCGGGGAAGACAAUAUGGUGUAAAAUGGUGUAAGUUUGGAGGUCAGUGCAUUACAAGAGCGUCUGGGAGGUUAGACGGAGCCUCGGUUGAGAUCAGAUAUGGUCUGAGAAACACGACUGUGAGCAUGAGCCGACUGAAGAAGGAGCACACGGGAUGGUACUGGUGCUCGACAGAAGAGCUGCAGAUGCCUGUUCAUAUCACUGUCCAACAGAAGAAGAGCAGAGAGAGUCCGGAUACAGCAGAGUCUGAUCAGAUCUCAGCCAGCGCUCGCAGAAGGACAGCUGUUUUAUUUCUGUUGCCAGUGAUUUUGGAGAUUCUCCUGAUCAUAGUCAUUUACUUGGCACUGAAACUGGCUAGGUUUUGCAAAAAAAGAUUCUUCCAGUCUGUGCAGGAAGCAGAGGAAGGUCAGUACGUGACGAUGCACAGGAAACAGUCCUCGCGUUCACAUGGCCGUUCUGCUGCUGAUGGAGUGUAUGAAAGUAUGGCUGGACGCAAAACAAACAGUGAGUCUCCGCAAGAACCAGAUUAUGUGAACGUUGCGAAGACAUGACUUGGCAGCAUCAGAAAUGGAGGAAUGAAUCCGGUGUGUGGUUCGGCAGCCGUUCACUGCAUCUCAACUAAAGA
Messenger RNA from Sinocyclocheilus grahami, 1066 nucleotides. RefSeq names its product polymeric immunoglobulin receptor. Gene Ontology annotation, cellular component: plasma membrane. Lineage: Eukaryota; Metazoa; Chordata; Actinopteri; Cypriniformes; Cyprinidae. The transcript is spliced from 8 exons. The record is from RefSeq and is a predicted model, not a curated record. Gene Ontology annotation, molecular function: transmembrane signaling receptor activity. The coding region runs from base 9 to 992 and encodes 327 amino acids.